CAGAAACCAAGUUCCCCGGCAACGAGCUGCAUCCACCCGGCGGCGGGCCGGAGCCAGCGAGGCCCGGAGGCUGCGGGUGUGCCGGCGCUCGGUGCCCAGCGCGCCCCCACACCUCCUUCAGGAGGACUUCGGCCUUGGCCACCGCCACCAAGUUCCGACUCGCUUUUCGGCCUACGCAAAGCCUAGGGAGGGGGUAAGGAGCAGCCGCGCCCCCCUCCCCGAGGCCGCCGCCCCCGGCUUUUCGGCUUCGCUCCCCUACGCGUGCGCCCGGGCGCUGCGCCCCGACAGUCUCCAGCUAUGUCGAUGCUGCCGUCGUUCGGUUUCACGCAGGAGCAAGUGGCGUGCGUGUGCGAGGUUCUGCAGCAGGGCGGGAACCUGGAGCGCCUAGGCAGGUUCCUAUGGUCGCUGCCUGCUUGCGACCACCUGCACAAGAACGAGAGCGUGCUCAAGGCCAAGGCGGUGGUCGCCUUCCACCGCGGCAACUUCCGUGAGCUCUACAAGAUCUUGGAGAGCCACCAGUUCUCGCCUCAUAACCAUCCCAAGCUGCAGCAACUGUGGCUCAAAGCGCACUACGUGGAGGCCGAAAAGCUUCGCGGGCGACCCCUGGGCGCCGUGGGCAAAUAUCGGGUGCGCCGAAAAUUCCCGCUGCCGCGCACCAUUUGGGACGGCGAGGAGACCAGCUACUGCUUCAAGGAGAAGUCGCGGGGCGUGCUGCGAGAGUGGUACGCGCACAAUCCCUACCCCUCACCGCGGGAGAAGAGGGAGCUGGCCGAGGCCACCGGCCUCACCACGACCCAGGUCAGCAACUGGUUUAAGAACCGGAGGCAAAGAGACCGGGCCGCCGAGGCCAAGGAAAGGGAGAACACCGAAAACAAUAACUCCUCCUCCAACAAGCAGAAUCAACUCUCCCCGCUGGAAGGGGGCAAGCCGAUCAUGUCCAGCUCAGAAGAGGAAUUCUCACCUCCCCAAAGUCCAGACCAGAACUCCGUCCUUCUGCUGCAGGGCAAUAUGGGCCACACCAGGAGCUCAAACUAUUCUCUCCCAGGCCUAACGGCCUCACAGCCCAGCCACGGCCUGCAGGCCCAUCAGCAUCAGCUUCAGGACUCUCUGCUCGGCCCUCUCACCUCCAGUCUGGUGGACUUGGGCUCCUAAGUGGGGAAGGACUUGAGGCCCUGAAGGGAUGGCUGAAGCAGCAACCAAUCACAGCAACUAGGGACACUUGUAAAUAGAAAUCAGGAACAUUUUUGCAGCUUGUUUCUGGGGUUCUUGGUUCUUUGCGCAAAAAGGAAUGGUGGACUUUCACAGAUACCUUUUUAAAAAUCAAAACCAACAGUGAUGUUAAGCAGAGUCUCCCUCUUCUCUCCCCUCUCUUCACUUUUGCAUUUUCCCUCCUGGCCCCAGAAAUCAGGAGGAGGAAAAAACUCCAAAUAAACAAAAGCACCCAGUUUUGGUUCUGGCCAAACCAUGCGCCCAUUUUAAUAAUUUGUUCUUUUCUUUUUUCUUUUGUUCUUUCAAACAGGAAUUGCAAAUCAACCACAUUUUAAUUAUUUCCCUUUAAUUUAUUUAUGAAGAAAUUUUAGGGGAAAGAGGAAUGAGAAAGUGAGAGUCAAAGAUCAGAAUCGUGACAAGAAGAACCUCUGGUCUGGAAGGAACUUGUUGCUUUCUUAAAUUGAAUAGGAAAAUAUAAUUAAUUUUACAUCUUUUCUUCAUGGGAAAAAUUAAGUUUACAUUUUUCAUAUUUAGUGUUAAUGAUUUUAUGUAGGUUAAAAGAACAGUAUUAGGGGGAAAAACAAGUGCCUAAAUAUUUUAAUGCUCUAUGUGAGACAGUUAGAAGUGACCAUUAAUAAUACAACUAUUUUUUGUCAAAAUUUGGUGGGGUUUUGGGUGGUUGUUUUCUUUCUUUUUUUUUUUUAUGACAAACUCUAACAAUGUACCAAUGUGCAAAAAAAAAAAAAAAAAACCCUAAUGUCAUUACUUCUCAUACCCUCAAAGCUUUCUUAUCUGUAGCCUACUCCUGUUAAAAGGUUUCUCCUGUUCUAGUUUCUAGCUUGCAAAAGUAUGCCAACAAAUCUGGCAACCUGGUAUUUGUUAUUAAAAUAGCAUGUGUUUUCAGGUUUCUUUUCUAUUGUACCUAACCAGUCUAAAUUAAAACAGUAGAACAUCAGGAGUAUGAUUCUGUUUCUCAAAGGUGAACUGUGCAUUGCUGUCACUGGGCCCUGUUUGUUUUUUCUUUUAAUAAGUUUUCACACUUUUUUACUUAAAAGUGGUCAUGAAUUGCUGGGUAUUCUGAAAGCCAUCACCGGAACCAAGAGUAGUCAUAAGAUUCUGUGACCGAAAGAGUGAAUUUAGCUUUGGGGUAUUUAUUUAUUUUUUUAUUAUUUACAUAAUGCAGUUUUUGUUUACCACUAGCUCUUCUCCAUAGCAUUCAUGUGUUAACUCAAUUCUUUUGUGUUAACAAGUGUAUGAUAAGACUGUGAAAGUAAAAGUAAUUUAUCUGCUUGGAAAAAAAGGGGGAUUUAAACAUUGUGAAUUAAUUUGUACAAAUAGAAAGCAGACUAGCAGGGCAGGAGCUCUUUUGCAGUGCUGCUGAACUGAGUAGUGUCCAGAAAGGUCCCAGUAAUCAUGUAGGCUUCAUGCUACUUUCACCUGGGGCAAAAUGAUGUAUCUUCUGUAUUUAGCUUUUAAAAUUAGUGAAUCAAAUGGCAUUAUUUAUUAAAAUUUUACUCAGGAUAACA
Molecule: messenger RNA, 2735 nt
Organism: Cavia porcellus (domestic guinea pig)
Lineage: Eukaryota; Metazoa; Chordata; Mammalia; Rodentia; Caviidae
Gene: Six1
Product: SIX homeobox 1
Exons: 2
Coding region: 298-1152 (284 amino acids)
Biological process (GO): regulation of transcription by RNA polymerase II; regulation of skeletal muscle cell proliferation; skeletal muscle fiber development
Cellular component (GO): transcription regulator complex; nucleus
Molecular function (GO): DNA-binding transcription factor activity, RNA polymerase II-specific; RNA polymerase II cis-regulatory region sequence-specific DNA binding
Source: RefSeq, a predicted model, not a curated record